This is a messenger RNA of Nerophis lumbriciformis (worm pipefish), 2841 nucleotides long. It is a transcript of the gene memo1, whose product is annotated as mediator of cell motility 1. The record is from RefSeq and is a predicted model, not a curated record. NCBI's taxonomy places the organism in Eukaryota, Metazoa, Chordata, Actinopteri, Syngnathiformes, Syngnathidae.
CACUGGCGUACGACCCCCUUUUAAAAAUCACCUGGCAAGAUUUAACUACACCAAAAUAGGCGGCUUUGGAACCAAGAUGUCCAACCGAGUGGUGUGCAGAGAAGCAAGUCACGCCGGGAGCUGGUACUCCGCUUCGGGGUCCCAGCUGAAUGCACAACUAGAAGGCUGGCUGUCACACGCACAGUCCACAAUCAAACCCGCUAGAGCCAUCAUUGCUCCGCAUGCAGGGUAUACCUACUGUGGUGCUUGUGCCGCACAUGCCUACAAGCAGGUGGACCCCUCUGUUACUCGUAGGGUGUUCAUCUUGGGACCCUCUCACCAUGUGCCCCUCUCCCGCUGUGCCCUGUCACCAGCAGACGUCUAUAGAACACCUCUCUAUGACUUGCGAAUCGACCAGAAGGUUUAUGCCGACCUUUGGAAAACAGGGUUGUUUGAGCGGAUGAGCAUGCAGACGGACGAAGACGAGCACAGCAUCGAAAUGCACUUACCUUACACUGCGAAAGCCAUGGAAAGCCACAAAGAUGAGUUCAGUAUCGUUCCCGUGCUUGUGGGCGCUCUGAGCGAGUCCAAAGAACAAGAGUACGGGAAGCUGCUUAGCAAAUACCUGGCUGACCCUUCCAACCUUUUCAUCAUCUCAUCGGACUUCUGCCACUGGGGUCAGCGGUUCCGUUACACGUACUACGAUGAAGCGCAAGGGGAGAUCUAUAGGUCUAUUGAGCAUCUUGAUAAAAUGGGAAUGGGCAUUAUAGAGCAGCUGGAUCCCAUGUCUUUCACCAACUACUUGAAAAAGUACCGCAACACCAUCUGUGGCCGUCACCCCAUUGGAGUGCUACUAAAUGCUGUAGCUGAGCUGAGGAAGAACGGUUUAGACAUGAACUUCACUUUUCUGAACUACGCUCAGUCAAGUGAGUGCAGGAACUGGCAGGACAGCUCCGUGAGUUACGCCGCAGGGGCCCUCAUCGUUCAUUGAGGUCGACGAUCGCAGGGGUCACUGCAAAGACACAGCCCUGCCCUUUAUUAUCUAUCGCCAUAACCUGACCUAACCCCUGCCCCCUCUCACCUUACUCCCCCAAUCAACGCCUACUAUUUGCAGGAAGGACCUAAACACGCCGAGCCAAUAGUCCCCCCCCUUCCCUCGUUUCGUCCCCAGCUCGCCUGCUUUUUUCCCCACCCUCCUCACAAUUUGCUGUUCUCUCAGCACUGAAGGGGGAAUCAUUUGAGUUUCAAGUGCAGUUUUGAGAUAAUAGGUCCUUGAAAAGGUUCAGAGAAGCUUGGAUGGGUAAGGAAUAUUAUGGUAUAAUUGUGGAAGAUUUGAGCUCUUUGGAUUCUUUGUCUCUUUAUGGAUUUGAGUUGUGAUACGCAAUCUGCAUCGGGACACACGGCUGCCUGUGCUCAUGUAAUCUUCCUCCCAAAAGGAAUGAAAAAAAAAAAUCUGCACAUUUUCAUGGAAACCAAUACUGAAAUGUCAGAUGAAGGUGAAAUAACUCCAACCAUAAAAGCAGUUUCCUAGAUAUUGACUACCAUUGUGCUUAACAUACAAUGUGUUGGAGUUUUUAACAAAAGGGCUGCAUUCAGAUCGACCCAUAAACUAUACUUUACAAAACCAAGAACAGGUAUAGCUCACAUAAUAUAUUUAUUCAUAUUUUGUAAAACUUAUGUAUCUCUUUAAAAGUUUUAGUGGGUGUGGUAUUAUUUACUAAAUACUAUGUAGAUUUUUAGUCAAUAUCAUUUAGCCAGUAACUUAGUGGCGCAACUUUGCUGUAUCAAUAUUAAUUCCCACAAUCACACUUCAUGGUUUGUUACCAAUGUAAAAGGAAACUAUAAAGAUUUAUUUUUUAAAUUGUCGGAACUAUUAUUAUAAUAUUUGAAUAGCAAGAAUCUGCAUUUGUUUUUCUGUUUUAGUCAGAAAUGUCUAAUGUUAAAGAUUAUUGAAUGUUUUGGCUUGGUGUGGUAACAUUUUGUAAAGAUUUGACCUCAGUAUUGGUAGCAAAGAGUUAGGGGAAAUUAGGAAUUUAUGAGCUGCACAAAGCCAUUUUGAAUUUUCAUCGGCUUUGACAAUAUCUGCUUAAAAAAUGUGCACCAUUAUGAUGGUUUUAAGUGCAUAAAACGCGAGCAGUAAGUGAACUAUGAUGGUAGCAUGGACUAAUGGCAAUAUAUGUUUGUUUGAGGAUUAUUACUUUCUGCAGGGGCUCCCACUCGUACAUGAUGCAGUCCUCAGCGCAAUAAGAGUGGUAUAUAGGUAGAAACUGUGUGGCCACAGACUGAGAGCUGAUUCACCAGACACUUGACUUCUGGUGUUUUGUUUCAAACCAGUAAAAAAUGACACACUGUGUUACUGUGCCUUUUUAUCACUGUUGCACAAACACAUAUAAAGCAUAUUCUCAUUUGUAGUCUUAUUUAGAAUAUGUUUUGAUUUUUUUUCUCUCCACGUGUAAUCUUCCCUCUUUUUGCCUACCUGAUGCCCACAGUGUGUUGGUGACCUUUCCCCCCCAUCUGUUGGUCUCAAGUGGUGCCAACUUUUAUCUGCUUUGUCCAGCAGAGGGUGAUGGUCGCCUUUUUCCCCACCUCAUCUCAUUCCUGUAGAGACAAAGCCUGAACCUCAACACUGUUGUUUUGCUUUUUAUUGAUUUUUAUUUGUCUUUUAGAAAUGUUGGUGGGGGGAGGAGGUUUUUUUUUUUCUUUUCUUGCUCGGAGGAUGAAAAACGUACACAUAUUAAACAGAAAUAUACUACAUACAUACUCCUAAAUGGAGUUUUUUGAUCUCAGGUUCCACUGAAAAGCAUUGCAAGAAGGUCUUCAGAUGAAGAUUUAUGUUACAAAGCAAGUAAAGUGUACUGAAAA